Daktulosphaira vitifoliae (grape phylloxera) is the source of this 944-nucleotide messenger RNA. RefSeq lists its product as uncharacterized. The record is from RefSeq and is a predicted model, not a curated record. NCBI's taxonomy places the organism in Eukaryota, Metazoa, Arthropoda, Insecta, Hemiptera, Phylloxeridae. The coding region runs from base 88 to 645 and encodes 185 amino acids. The transcript has 4 exons.
UUAUAUGUAAAAUGACACAGCUAGAAUUUUAAUAAUUGAAUAAUUUAUUUCUAAAUUGUUAUUUUCUUAAGUAAAAUAAUCAUAGUAAUGCAUUUGAAAACUAUACUAAUCUUUUGUUCAUUUUGUUUUUUUACCGGAAUAAUAAGCGUGGGACUUAACGUACGUCAAAUAGACCUCUUUGAAAAAUUGAUAAUUAGUUAUAAAUAUGGUGAUAAUAUCAAUUUAAUACAACAUGCAUUAUUAUGUCAUGAUAUCGAAGAGACUUACAAUGAUUAUAACGUUGAUGAUGAAAAAACUGUAAGAAUUUUCAAGAUUUUGAAUUUUUUGGUUAAAGUUAAUAAGACAAGCGAUAACAAAAAAGUUGAAAAACUUGGUAUAAAUGAGGUUCAAUUAAUCUCAAAUAAAUUCAGUAAUCUUGAUACAGACAACGAUUGCUUGAUAGAUAAGGAACAAUUCAUUACAUUGAUUGACUAUUAUGUUUCUACUGUAAACAUAACUAUAAAUUUAUUUAAAAAUAUUCAUAAUUAUUUACAUACAAGAUACAUUGUCCAGGAUUUUUUCUCUCUACCCAAAAAUAAUAGAGCUCACAGUGAUUUUGAAAAAAUAACUAAUAAAAUCAUAAAAAUAUAUGCACACGAAUUAUGACCAAAAAUAUUCAGUGUUCCUCACAAUAAUUUUACAUAUAUUUUUAUUCUCAAUUUUUAAUAAAUCUCACAACAAGAAAAUUAUAGUUACGUUAACUUUUCUGAAUUAGAACUUAACCAACUUUAUACAGUGCAUUUUAUUAAAUAUACUACCACUCAUUUUUCGUUAAAUAAUGAUUUUUUCAUAAAAGAGUAUAGAAUAAAAUUAAAUUUUUUAGCUUUGAUGCGAAGCUGAGAUGGUAUUAAUUUUACUACGAUGUUUUUAGCUUCGAUGCGAAGCUGAGAAGGUAUUGGUUUUAC